AUGGGCGUAGAACGGCGGGCGUCCAAGGCAAAGCUCAGUCGCCACGACUACUGGAAGCUGCUCCACGGUGCGAUCCCGACAGAGUACCGCGAUGAAUUUGUCGUGAAGAAGAAGGUUGCGACGCUCGUGCGGCCGUCGAAGGACCCGUUCGGCGUCCAGAUUGUGAAGCAGCACAACCAAGACUUGCUUCGGCAGCUUGCCAUCACAAUGAAGCAACUACCGCACCGCAAGACGUCGCAAUCUGGCGCCGCACCAUCCCGCCCACUCGAGCGCCAGGUCAUGCGCAAGCUCCACCGCGUCCUGGAUGACGAGAUGACAAACUACUCGUCGACGCGACAAGGUCAAACGUGCGAGAUUUCGGAAAUCGAGGCCCAGCUUGCUUCGUACCGCCUCGAGCGUGAAUCUGGUGCGAUCGAAAAGGCGCACGAUGCGUGGGUUGCGAAGCGGCAGUGGGCUGUCCUCCUCGACGAGGUCAUCGCGGAAGAGCUCGACGACAUGUUCGACCACGUGAUCGACGAGAUUCGUGAUGAGGGCCCCGACCUUGCGCUUUCAGAAGAAGACGAACAGACCGUUAAAGACGCGCUCUCAAGCGGUCCUUCGAACAAAGUUCUGUGCCAGAAGUUCAACGUCGACAUCACCCGCGCCCUCAUUCAGUGCCUCCGCCCGGGCCAGUGGCUCAACGACGAGAUCAUCAACUUUUACUUUCAAAUGCUCGCGGAGCGCGACGUGCAUGUGAGCGCUGCGCUCGGCAUUCCAGGCAGCCACUUCUUCAACUCGUUCUUUUUCUCCAAGGUCUCGGAAGACGGCUACAACUUUAUCAACCUGGACCUCUUCGCCAUGGAUAAGGUCUUCAUCCCUGUCAACAUCUGCAAUGUGCACUGGUGCUUGGCCGUCAUCUACGUCACGGAGAAACGCAUCCAGUACUAUGACUCGAUGAAUGGUGCUGGCACCGAGUGCCUUUCGGUGUUGCUUCGAUAUCUUGGCGAUGAGCACCAGCACAAGAAAGGGUCGCCGUUCGACACCACUGGGUGGGAGCUGCUUCCAUCGCAGCCCGAUACGCCGCAGCAAGGCAACUCGCACGACUGCGGGAUGUUCACAUGCAUGUUUGCUGACUACAUUGCGCAAAACAAGGCACUUUCGUUUCGCCAGCGCAACAUGGCUUUUUUCCGCCAGCGCAUGGUUCUGCGGACGAUUGAAGGCUCGAUUCCGGACGACGAAGACUUUGAUGCCUAA
Molecule: messenger RNA, 1233 nt
Organism: Saprolegnia diclina VS20
Lineage: Eukaryota; Oomycota; Saprolegniomycetes; Saprolegniales; Saprolegniaceae
Exons: 6
Coding region: 1-1233 (410 amino acids)
Biological process (GO): protein desumoylation
Cellular component (GO): nucleus
Molecular function (GO): deSUMOylase activity
Source: RefSeq, a predicted model, not a curated record